CGUAACAUGUCGGAACGACUGGUUUGCCGCCAUAUUUAUAUUCUUCGAACUUUCAAAAACAGUCUCUGGAAGUCAGUCUAACAGUCUAUAGACAAACGUUUCUUAUUUUUAUAUGCAAUGCCACGAGAAAUAAUAACUUUACAAAUAGGACAAUGUGGGAACCAAAUUGGAAUGGAAUUUUGGAAACAACUUUGUGCUGAACAUGGCAUUAGUGCAGAGGGUAUAUUGGAAGACUUUGCAACAGAUGGAACAGACAGAAAGGAUGUCUUUUUUUACCAGGCUGAUGAUGAGCAUUACAUCCCAAGGGCAGUUUUACUUGAUCUAGAACCAAGGGUAAUUGACACAAUAAUGACAUCCCCCUAUGCAAAUUUGUACAAUCCAGAAAAUAUUUUUACAUCAAAACAUGGCGGAGGAGCGGGGAAUAACUGGGGAAGUGGAUAUUCACAGGCUGAGCGACUACAUGAAGAAAUAUUUGACAUCAUUGAUAGAGAAGCUGAUGGGAGUGAUAGCCUUGAGGGUUUUGUUAUUUGUCAUUCCAUUGCUGGUGGGACAGGUUCUGGAAUGGGAUCAUAUAUGUUAGAAAAGUUGAAUGAUAGGUUUCCCAAAAAACUGAUUCAAACAUACUCAGUUUUUCCUCAACAAGAGGAUAUAAGCGAUGUGGUUGUUCAACCAUACAAUUCUAUUUUGACACUAAAGAGGUUAACACAAAAUGCAGAUUGUGUGGUAGUUUUAGAUAACACUGCCCUAAAUCGGAUUGCAUCAGACAGAUUGCAUAUUCCUAAUCCCACAUUUUCGCAAGUCAACCAAUUGGUUUCAACAAUCAUGUCAACAAGUACAACAACAUUAAGAUACCCAGGUUAUAUGAACAAUGAUUUGAUUGGCCUAAUUGCAUCUCUUAUCCCCACACCUCGGUUACACUUUUUGAUGACCGGUUAUACUCCACUAACAACAGAUCAAAAGGUAUCAAGUGUUAGAAAAACGACAGUAUUGGAUGUUAUGAGAAGACUUCUUCAGCCUAAAAACGUGAUGGUUUCAAGACUUCGAGAUAAGAAAUUCCAACAUUGUUAUAUUUCAAUACUAAACAUUAUUCAGGGAGAAGUAGAUCCCACACAGGUUCACAAAAGUCUACAAAGAAUUCGUGAACGAAAGUUAGCGGAGUUCAUUCCGUGGGGCCCAGCCAGUAUUCAAGUUGCUCUUUCACGAAAAUCUCCGUAUGUUCAAACAGCUCACCGUGUUAGUGGCCUUAUGAUGGCGAAUCACACUAGCAUUUCAACGGUAUUUGAGAAGAGUUGCCGUUUAUAUGACAAAUUGAGAAAACGAGAGGCAUUUUUGGAGAAUUAUCGAAAAGAACCCAUGUUUGAGGACAACUUGGAUGAAAUGGAUAACUCAAGGGAGGUUGUACAACAGUUAAUUGAUGAAUACCGAGCGGCAACGAAACCUGACUAUAUUUCAUGGGGAAUUAAACAGGGAACUGAAUUGAAAUAAGGGAGAUUGUUUUGAAACUGGACGACUAGUGCAAAAGAACUGAGUGAUUGGUAAAAAAAAACUGAUUGAAUGGUUCAUCGUGGUAUUAAGUAUAAAAUGCUGGAAAAAGAAGCAUUGGAUUGUUGUAGAUAUUAAAAAAACUUUUAUUUGUAUAAAAACUGGGCUACAUCAUUAUGCUGUGGGCUAUAUAUUGCAACGUAUUUGUAUUAAAUUAGGUUUAUUUCUGGUGAUGUCCACCCUUCCAGGUUAC
Dendronephthya gigantea is the source of this 1735-nucleotide messenger RNA. RefSeq names its product tubulin gamma-1 chain. Gene Ontology annotation, biological process: mitotic spindle organization; mitotic cell cycle; microtubule nucleation. The coding region runs from base 118 to 1485 and encodes 455 amino acids. The transcript is spliced from 19 exons. Gene Ontology annotation, cellular component: gamma-tubulin complex; cytoplasm; microtubule. Gene Ontology annotation, molecular function: GTP binding; structural constituent of cytoskeleton. Lineage: Eukaryota; Metazoa; Cnidaria; Anthozoa; Malacalcyonacea; Nephtheidae. The record is from RefSeq and is a predicted model, not a curated record.